UGGGAUUCUUGGAAGAGUAGAGUAAAACCUCUGCUUUAGGAGUCUCUACAAAAAGAGGAGGACACUUAUACAAAGACCCAGCUUACCUGAUAAAGUAGAUACUUGCAGUGCCUAUAUUAUCCUAUUACUGACCACACAACGCUACUUACCUCCGCUCCCUUCUCUGAAAACACCCUACCGUCCCCGCAUCCUCCUCUGAACAACGGCAAAUCUCCCGCCAACGGCUCGCGCGCUGGUUCCUGGAACUUGUAGUUCUUCCCCUCCCGACUCGCCUCCAGAUGACGCGGUUGGACGACAGACGCCAACCCGGAAGUGUUGCUAUGGCGGCGGUGACCCCCUUCAGUGACCUGGUCUUCGCAUUGGAAACCUACCGGGGCAGAGACCGAGUGAUACGCACAAUCUGUUAUGGCUGCCAGCUGGCUGGAGGGAUUUUGGUGGCCAGGAGACAACCUAGGGAGUCAUCACUUGGGCAAAGCCUUCUGGCUGUCUCAGCACAACUGAGCCACUGCCGAACAGUUCUACGCCUUUUCGACGACCUAGCCAUGGUUUCCUAUAGCUGCCAGUAUGGACUGGGGAACAAGGAGAAGGAUGCAGCAGUGCGCUGGCUUUCCAUCUUCAACAAUGUAGCUGACCAGCUUUAUUACCCCUGUGAGCAUAUGGCCUGGGCUGCUGAUGCUGAAAUUAUUCAUGCCAACUCAAAUAGGUGGUGGACGCUCAGUACAUCUCUCUGGGGCUUUUCUCUGCUGCUGGGGAUUGCACGCUCUCUCCGAAUUUUAUUACUCCUAAGAAAGCAGCAGCAUACAGAAUCCAGCAGGGACUUCUUUCAGAAAGCAAGGGCUAAAAUGCACAAGGAGGUCUUGACCAUCAUCAGGAACCUGGCUGACCUUGCCAAUGCCAUCCAUUGGUUGCCUCCAGGAAUUCUCUGGGCUGGAAAGUUUUCUCCGUGGUUUGUGGGCCUCAUGGGAAGCAUUUCUUCCUUCAUUGGGAUCUAUCUAAACUACAAAGGGGGCAGUUGCAAAACGGUUUGAACAGCAACUUCACAGUAUCAUAUGGGGAAAGGUUCUAUCACAGAAAUUCAUAAAUUGUUAUAUAAUCUCUGUUAAAAUGGGCGGAGUAACUCCUAUUAUGGGGGAGGCUGGGUCAGUUUUAGGUUCAUUCUUCUAUAAAAAAAAUGGAGCUGCUUUUAAAUAAAUCAUAGGCACUUUCUUGAAGGAUCUAUUUGUGAGAGCUUAGAGUUUAGUUUACCUGCUUCACUGUGUAAUUCCUCAAGGAGCAGGUAGCUGCCCUGCCUAGUUAAGUAAUUUGGUUACAGUUUUUUAAUGUGAAAAAGAAUAGUCUGGUUGUGUGUACAGCAUUCUAAUGUGAAACAAUCAGGGUUGAUAAUAAAAGAUACAAUCUUAAAAUUUU
This is a messenger RNA of Python bivittatus (Burmese python), 1407 nucleotides long. RefSeq names its product peroxisomal biogenesis factor 11 gamma (gene PEX11G). NCBI's taxonomy places the organism in Eukaryota, Metazoa, Chordata, Lepidosauria, Squamata, Pythonidae. The record is from RefSeq and is a predicted model, not a curated record. Gene Ontology annotation, biological process: peroxisome fission. Gene Ontology annotation, cellular component: peroxisomal membrane.